AGUUGGGAAAGUGUCAAUAGUAACUCACGUAUGAGUUCAUCAAGUAAGGACUGAAAAAGCCAUGGCAAGAACGAACUCUUCAUUCUGGAAUCCUAGCGAAGGUAGCAGACCCGAUUUACUCUGUGGAAGGCCAGCUGACUACACUUUCGUGAAAGGGCAUUUUACAAUGCUCGUGUGUUCCAUUAUUGUUGUGGGAGGCUUACUAAGGAUGUGCUUAAAGAAUUCUGAAGUCAUCACCUUGACAGUUCUUUCUCUACUAGGAUUUGUGAUAGGUCAGCUGGCCUACAAUUUCAUUGAGGUGCACCAACUCGUCUACCCUCUUCUAAAAACACCAAGUUUUUCGCUUUAUUGUUAUUUCUCACCUCUAAUUAUAUUUAUGGCCGCUUUGGACGUGGACUUUUAUAUACUCAGGAAUAUGCUUUGGCAGGUCUUGUUAACUGGAUUCAUUAGCUUCUCUACGGCAUUCAUCAUACUUGGAAAUGUGAUCAUGAACUUCAAUAAACAGAUGUGGGAUUUGCAAGCUUCCAUACUCUUGACCAUGACCAUUAGCAUUACAGAUCCUAUUUAUUCUGUGAAUUCACUGAAAAUUAUUGGCGUUUCCAAAAUGUAUUCCGAUAUCAUUAGAGGAGAAUCGAUGAUCAUCUGUGGCUUCAUAUCCAUCUUUUUUGAAAAAUUUCGGAACAUCUUUCCUAAAACGUUCAUGUUUAAGGAUUUCCCCAUUCUCACAGACCUGUUCUUGGACAUCGGGGGAAGCAUAAUCUGUGGAUACUGGUGUGCAAGAAUGCUUCAGCUUAUAUUGACUGACCUUUUUAGCAACACGCUGACUAACGUCGUUCUUUGCAUUUCCAUGGUGUACCUGACUUUCUACAUCGUGGAAUUUUUCGGAAUGUCAGGUAUGAUUGCUUUAGUCACCAUAGGACUGAAUUUAGAUUCCUUAAGCUUUAAAACGAGGAUCGAGUUGGUAAUUAUUAAGUUCCUAAAAAUGUUUUCGACUGUAUUCCAACAUUUAAUAUAUACUUUUUUUGGCAUUAUCAUUGGAUGUGGAGAAACCAAGUAUUUUGAUUUUCACACUGUGGUUUUCAUGGUCAUCUUAUUUGUAACGGUGAAUUUUGUAAGAUUGCUUACUAUUGUGCUAGUGAGCCCUAUUCUGAUGCAAUCGAAUUAUGAAUAUAAUUGGAAAUGGGGAGUUGUUAUAGGAUGGACUGGAAUUAAAGGAGUGUUUAGCUUACUCUUUGCUCCUGAUAUUCAUAAUCUGGCUGAAGAAAAAAUCGAGUCACCACAGAUGUUUAUAUUCUACGUACAAGUACUGUCAUUAAUGACUAUGGGAAUAAAUUCGUACAUGAUGACUCACUGUGCCAGGACGUUAGGUUUGUCUGCUAUUUCUCUUCCAAGACAGAUGGCCAUGCAAAAUGCCAUUAAGCACAUACAUGAGAUAAUACAGAACACAAUAACUUUAUUUAAAACAGAGAAAAUUUUGACAAAUGUUAAUUGGACCUUAGUAGAAGAAAAAGUGAAGAUUAAAUACAGCACUUCGUCUGAUUCUGUCCCGUUUUACUACGUUUCCCAAGACGAAAAAGAGGAGUCUCCAACAGAUGAAGUAUUAAUAGAGGAAGCCAGGCUGCAUGUAGCUAUGAUACAGAUGAGUAGCUUUGAAAAACAGUGUAAAGAUGGAAUCCUUGGUGUAGAGGCGGCCCGGAUAUUAAUUGGUGCAACCAAAAGCUAUUGCCCUAUCCAAGGAAAAUUCAUGAGUAUUCAUGAUGUUUCAACUUAUGUAAAAGCUAGAAGUUGGCUUGUGAAAUUUAAAAACAUGUUAACUUUCUUGGAAUUUCAUAAAAUUAAGCCAUUACCCCUUAGUACAUAUGAGAAUAAUAAAUUUCUGAUAUUUAUACAUCACAUUGUAUUUUCAGAAGAAUUUGAAUAUGCGGGACAUAUUGUAUCAUUAAUCUACAUUUAUCCUAUGAUAAUGCAUUUAUGGCCGAUGGCAAGAGAAUUAAAUGUGUUAUCACUGAUGUCAGUAAACUACUAUUUUCUAUUUUUGUUUAUAUUACAGUCAACGUUGAAGAUAAUAAUUUUGAAAAAGAAAUAUUUUAAUCAACAUUGGAAUACUCUGGAAUUUUCUAUCGUGAUCAUCGGAAUUGUUGAUGUCUUUUGUCUAUAUUUUGUCAAAUUGAGACCGGACCACUUCGUUCUUAUUCAGAUUGCAAUAAUAUUGGGAUAUUUAAGAAUGCUUAGGUUUAUUCCUCUCAUCAAGAUAAUAAUACCAUUUCUGAAAAAAAUUGCAGAUGUGCAGAUCAAUAAGCGCCUCAGCUUGAUGUACAGUAUUACAAGAGGCUAUGUCAAAAGUCAGGAGGACACCAAAUUUUUAAUACAACAAAUUUCUGACCGAGAAUCCAUAUAUCAGAAAUUAUAUGAAAUUUUGGAAACCAACAAACGAGAUGCUGUCAAAGAACUAGGACUCAUAGAGCAUGAGGGCCGCGAUGUCGUCAUCGCUUUGAAGACCAGGCAGGCGAUCCGGACCGUGAUCGCCAAGGCUCUGAAGAACCUCACCUUCCUUUGGUCGAGGGGCAUUAUUGAUAAGCACGAAGGCAUGGAGAUGAAUAAGGUGCUGCUUUCGAAAAUAAAAGCACUGAAUAACUUUCCAAUGGCAAUCCCGCCCCCUACUCCCGACAAAUAUCUUCAUAAUAUUGUUUGGCUGGAAAAUAAAGAUGUUCUCAUUGAGUUCUUCAAGGAAAAAGCUCAGCUUGCCUAUUUCGACUAUGGAGAUGUCAUUUGUACAGAAGGUGAAACGCCACAAGGAAUCUACUUAAUUAUUUCAGGAAUGGCAAUCCUGCACAGUUCACCUCCUACCUUUGGAAUAGACAGCAGCCUCCGGCCUGACAGAGAGUCCAAAACCACGUUCACGGAGUACUGCACUUGCGGGGACAUAAUCGGAGAGCUGAGCUGUCUGCUUAAGCGUGAAUUUGAGUAUACCGCCAUCUGCGAAACCAUCUUGCAGGCCUGCUUCAUCUCCCUGGAGGAUCUGUAUGAAGGCUUUGACGUCUUCUGGCCAUCCCUGGAAUAUAAGAUAUGGCUAAAGCUUGCUCUCGCUACUGCCCACCAGUAUUUUGAAUCCGCUCUCAUCGAUGAGGACUUAACGUUUCAGAAGUGUGUGACACUCAAUCUUGCAUAUGUGGAGACUUUAUCAAGCUAUAAUGAAAUGACGAUCGAUAAUACAGUCAUGAAAUUCGUUAUUGUCGUGUACGGCAGUGUCAUUGAUAUGGAGACAGAGGAGCCGUAUCUUGCACCUUGCAUAUUACCUAACACCUGUGAGCAGGUUCAGGGAACUUCGGAUUUAAGCAAGCUGCUGGUUAUCCAAGAGUCUAAGUCUGCCAACAGGCGAAACAUCUUGCGACUUCGAGGAGAGCGGAGGAUGCCAGCCCUCGAGACCACCAUCUCCUGGGAUAUUGUGAAACUUGGCAUUUUCACCUUCAUUCUCAACCUUCUCUGCGUCACCUAA
Messenger RNA from Pteropus alecto (black flying fox), 3496 nucleotides. RefSeq names its product solute carrier family 9 member C2 (putative) (gene SLC9C2). Bases 62 to 3496 code for a protein of 1144 amino acids. Gene Ontology annotation, cellular component: membrane. Lineage: Eukaryota; Metazoa; Chordata; Mammalia; Chiroptera; Pteropodidae. Gene Ontology annotation, molecular function: sodium:proton antiporter activity. The record is from RefSeq and is a predicted model, not a curated record. Gene Ontology annotation, biological process: proton transmembrane transport. The transcript has 26 exons.